AUGACAGAGGAAGAACUAAAAAUGAGCACAGGGGAAGUUCAAGCCUUGUCGACCAAUUAUGCACGUAAUGAAAAAGGAAACCCAUUUAAAAGAGCACGCAUGGGUAGAAAAGUAGAUAUAAAAAGUACUUUGAUCCAAACCUCCAAUAAAUUUAAAGUUAUUUACGGAGAGGUAGCAGGAGGGUUGGAUACAUUUGGCACUCCUACUGCCUGUCGCUCUGAAGAAUAUAUAAGAAUUAUUGUUGCAAUAUUGCCUUUAGCAGAAAAACAUGAUCAUGAAACACCAGAAAUGUGGUGCUCUCGUAUUCGUGAUCCAUUUAGGAAAAUACUAGAAGAGAACCCAAGAAUCCUUUCUAAGAAUGGAUAUAUUACAAUAUAUGGAAAGCUAUAUGUAGAUGAUAGGAUUCAUAAUCAUCCAACCAAUUAUAUAUAUUGCAGUGCUUUGCUGAAACUUGGAGUUUACAAUCGAUAUUGA
Messenger RNA from Rhizophagus irregularis DAOM 181602=DAOM 197198, 474 nucleotides. Lineage: Eukaryota; Fungi; Glomeromycota; Glomeromycetes; Glomerales; Glomeraceae. The record is from RefSeq and is a predicted model, not a curated record.